AUGUCCUCUCAAAUGCUUAUAUUUCCGGGUCCGGAAGCUCUAUCUAGCUUCCGUAUUGCCACGUUGAUCACUGCAGUUAAUAAACUUGUCAAUUCCUCUGUCGUGACUUCUAUUAAGUCCUGCUACGUUCAUUAUGUUGAUGUCGAUCCCUCUUUACUCACUGAUUCUUCUUCUCUUGACAAAUUACAUUUGUUACUUAAAUACGACAAUGCUUUGGAUCUUUCUGACCCUCUCACAAAAGAGUUAUUUGAUCUUGUUCAAGUUCAAGCUGAUACUGAAGGUCUUUUAACUUCUCGUUUAGGCCCUGAUACAUACCUUAUUAGAGUUAUUCCUAGAUCCGGUACCAUUUCUCCUUGGUCUUCCAAAGCCACUAAUAUUGUUGAAGUUUGUGGUCUCGGUAAUUUGGUUCAUCGUGUUGAAAGAGGCCAGGCUUUCCUUCUCCAAGUUAGACCAGGCUUUCCCAUCUUGGACUUCUUUAAUAAGGACAAGUUCAAAUGUUUGAGUAGUGUAUAUGAUAGAAUGACUCAAACUUUGUAUGUCAAUGAAUCGACUCCGAAGUUUGAUGACUUGUUUGCCAGUCAUAAUCCUAAACCUCUUGUUAUAGUUGACAUUCUAGGCUCUAAGGAUAAGCUUUAUAAGGCCAAUAAGGCUAUGGGUCUUGCUCUUGACGAAGACGAAGUUCAGUAUUUGAUUAAGGCUUUCCACGAUACGCUUCAUAGAAAUCCUACCGAUGUCGAGUUGUUCAUGUUUGCUCAAGUGAACUCGGAACAUUGUCGUCAUAAGAUCUUCAAUGCUGAUUGGAAGAUCGAUGGAGAUAAGAUGGAUCGUUCAUUAUUUCAGAUGAUCCGUAACACUCAUAAGUUGAAUCCCCAAUAUACUGUAUCUGCUUACAGUGAUAAUGCUGCCGUUUACGAAGGCACUGAUGCCUAUUUGUGGUAUCCUGACGUUAGCAAAGCACACAAAUGGACCUCUUUGGCUGAAUUGGUUCAUACUUUAAUCAAAGUUGAGACUCAUAAUCAUCCAACUGCUGUUUCACCUUUCCCCGGUGCUGCCACUGGUUCAGGUGGAGAAAUUAGGGACGAGGCUGCUGUCGGACGUGGUUCUAAGACCCGUUGCGGUUUGGCCGGUUACAUUGUAUCCGACUUGCAAUUGCCCGGUCAAUCAGAGCCAUGGGAAUUGAAUAUUGGAAGACCGGAUCAUAUUGCUUCUCCAUUGGAGAUUAUGAUUGAGGCUCCAUUGGGUUCUGCUGCCUUUAACAACGAGUUUGGGAGACCUGCCAUUACUGGUUUUUUCCGAACUUUGACCACCACCGUGAAAGAUUUCGAUGGUAAGCCCCAGGUUCGUGGAUUCCAUAAGCCUAUCAUGCUUGCUGGUGGCUUGGGUUCUGUUAGACCUCAAUUGUCUCUAAAAUCAGACUUUAAAGUGACUCCUGGCGCCUGUCUCAUUGCUCUCGGGGGUCCUUCGAUGUUGAUCGGUUUGGGAGGAGGUGCUGCAUCGUCUGUUGCAUCUGGUGAAGGCUCUGCUGAACUUGAUUUUGCUUCUGUUCAGCGUGGUAAUCCAGAAAUGCAGCGUCGGGCCCAGCAGGUCAUUGACGCCUGUAAUGCCUUGGGUAUGGAUUCUCCAAUUCAGUGUAUUCAUGAUGUUGGUGCGGGUGGUUUAUCCAACGCGUUCCCUGAGUUGGUUCACGACAAUGGACUAGGAGGAAAGUUCGAGCUUAGAAAUAUUCCAUGUCUAGAACCUGGGAUGUCUCCUAUGGAGCUCUGGUGUAACGAGUCCCAGGAAAGAUACGUUCUGGCAGUUGCUCCACAUGAUAUCGAUCAAUUCAAAGCUGUUUGCAACCGUGAGAGAUGUCCAUUUGCCGUUGUUGGUACCGCCACUAGCGAACAAAGACUUAUUUUGACUGACAAGCUUCUUAAUACCACACCGAUCGACUUAGAUAUGAGUCUGUUGUUUGGCAAACCUCCAAGAAUGUCGCGUGAGGAUGCCACCAGACCUUUGAAGCUUGAGCCUUUGAAAUUGGAUGACAUCUCUGUAGCUGAUGCUUUAGGAAGGGUGCUUCAUUUGCCAUGUGUUGGCUCGAAAUCGUUUCUUAUAACAAUUGGUGAUAGAACUGUGACUGGACUUAUCGACAGAGAUCAGUUUGUGGGUCCUUGGCAAGUGCCUGUAGCCGAUGUUGGAGUGGCUGCCACUUCUCUUGGUGAUACUGUAGUUACCACUGGUGAUGCUAUGGCUACUGGAGAGAGGCCUGCAUUGGCUUUGAUAUCUCCGGAAUCUUCUGCACGUAUCUGUGUUGCCGAAUCUCUCACUAACUUGUUUGCCGCUGACCUCAGAGGUCUCGAUAGAGUCAAGCUCAGUGCCAACUGGAUGUCCUCUGCCUCAACACCCGGUGAAGGCUCGGCUCUGUACCGUGCAGUUAAGGCUGUUGGUAUGGAGAUGUGUCCUGCAUUGGGUAUUGAGAUUCCUGUCGGUAAGGACUCGAUGUCUAUGAAGAUGUCCUGGGACAAAAAUGAAGUUGUUUCUCCCUUGGCUCUUUGUAUCACUGCUUUCUGUGGUGUUAACAAUACCUCAAAGACUUGGACUCCUGUGAUGAAGAGAGAAGAUGAUACCGUUUUGGUGUUGGUUGAUUUGGGUAAUUCUUCACACGCUCUUGGUGCCUCUGCAUUGUCUCAGGUUUUUAGACAAGUGGGUAACGAUGCUCCUGAUGUUCAUGACGUUCAGAUUUUCAAAGGAUUCCUUGAAGCACUUCUUGAAUUGCAUCAGGGCUCUACGAUCCUAGCAUAUCAUGACCGUUCUGAUGGUGGUCUAAUUGUGACACUACUUGAAAUGGCCUUUGCCAGUAGAAGUGGAUUGGACAUUGAAUUGAAGCAGGACGGUGUUGAUGUUCUUGCAGCACUAUUUAAUGAAGAAGUCGGUUCUGUUUUCCAGGUUAAACGCUCGGAAUUGGACGAAUUUGCGACUGUUUUUGAACAUCAUGGUGUUCCAAAGGAGGCUAUUUCUAUUGUUGGAAAACCAGUGUUUUCUUCAGACCAGAAGAUCACAAUCUCCGUGAACGGAGUGGCCCAGUUAGCUGAAACCCGUGCUCAUUUACAACAGCAAUGGGCUUCGACGUCUCAUUUUAUUCAGAGACUUAGAGACAAUCCACAAUCGGCUGAUCAAGAGUACCAGUCUAUAUUGGAUAACGUGGAUCCUGGUCUCACUUAUAAAUUGACUUAUGAUCCUGUGGAUGACUUGGGAAUAAGUACAUUUGGCGGUGAGAAGCCGAAGGUGGCGAUUUUGCGAGAGCAAGGAGUGAACUCACAACUUGAGAUGGCCUGGUGUUUUCAGCAGGCUGGAUUCAAUGCUUAUGAUGUUCAUAUGACAGACAUCAUUUCAGGAAAGGUGUCCCUAAAUGAGUUUGUGGGUAUUGCUGCCUGCGGAGGAUUUUCGUAUGGUGAUGUGCUUGGUGCAGGUAAUGGCUGGGCCAAGUCUGUUCUUUACAAUAGUCGUGCCAAGGCUGAGUUUCGGAGAUUCUUUCAUGACAGAGCAGAUACUUUUGCCUUUGGAUCCUGUAAUGGAUGCCAGUUCCUAACCAGACUCAAGGAGCUAAUUCCGGGCGCAGAAUCGUGGCCAACAUUCGAGAAGAACAAGUCUGAACAGUAUGAGGCUCGUGUGUGCACUUUGGAGGUGACAGAGGAGAACUCUGCACACCCGUGUAUCUUUUUUGACGGCAUGAGAGGCUCGAAAUUGCCUAUUGCCGUAGCCCACGGAGAAGGUCGUGCCAGCUUCGAGUCAGAGAGGCAGAUUGCGGACUUCGACUCGCAAGGACUUGUUGCUGCCAGAUAUGUAGAUAAUUACGGAGUUCCUACGGAAAAGUAUCCAUUUAAUCCAAAUGGAUCCCCAGAGGGAAUCAGUGGAGUUCGUACACCAAACGGUCGAGUUCUAGCCAUGAUGCCGCAUCCAGAGAGGGUGUCUCGUCUUGAGGCCAACUCGUACUAUCCUGAAGAAGAGAUCCAGAAAUGGGGAGGUUAUGGACCGUGGAUUCGGUUGUUUAGAAACGCAAGGGUUUGGGUGGAGAAGACCAGUAGUUAG
Molecule: messenger RNA, 4068 nt
Organism: Brettanomyces nanus
Lineage: Eukaryota; Fungi; Ascomycota; Pichiomycetes; Pichiales; Pichiaceae
Gene: ADE6
Product: phosphoribosylformylglycinamidine synthase
Exons: 1
Coding region: 1-4068 (1355 amino acids)
Biological process (GO): 'de novo' IMP biosynthetic process
Molecular function (GO): phosphoribosylformylglycinamidine synthase activity
Source: RefSeq, a predicted model, not a curated record